Dioscorea cayenensis subsp. rotundata (Guinea yam) is the source of this 564-nucleotide messenger RNA. RefSeq names its product neuronal PAS domain-containing protein 3-like. Lineage: Eukaryota; Viridiplantae; Streptophyta; Magnoliopsida; Dioscoreales; Dioscoreaceae. The transcript has a single exon. Bases 1 to 564 code for a protein of 187 amino acids. The record is from RefSeq and is a predicted model, not a curated record.
AUGCCGGCAUCGGAGGGACGGGCCGGCAACGUAUGCAUCUGGAUCAUUGCUUGCCUCUUCUUCAUCCUCAUUCUCUCCGGCGGAACUUUCCUAGUACUUUACAUUACAUUACCGGCCUCACCGGUUACCGCUUGGUUUCCAAUUGCAGGUCUAGUCCUAGUGGGGAUCCCCUGGUUAUUUUGGAUCAUGACUUGUAUUUAUCGGUCUAUCACAUUAAAUAUAUCUAAUUUAUAUGAAUCUCGUCCACCUAACCGUAUAGCCACGGUUGCACCUAUCGGUGGUGGUGGUGGCGAUGGCGGUGGUGGUGGCGGUGGCAAUGCUACUACGCCAGGUGGUGGAAAUUCACCUGGAGGCUCUCCAACAAGUGCGAGAAGAGUACGGUUUGGUGCGGCCACUGUUUUAGGCUCGCAAGAAGGGGCCGGAGAUGUUUCCGACCGCAAUGUGACUCCGGCCCCGGCCGAUGCCGAACCAGAUGGGAACAAUUCUACUGCAAAUUCAAACUAUGAAGGGUCAUCCCUAAAUUCACAUGAGAGUGAGAGGCCAUUGGCUUUUUCUAUGUCUUGA